AAAUAGAGAGCGAGACCUCGACAAGCGUACGGAGCUAAAGAGACAGGAAGAAGAAAGGAAGCCAUCUUGGUUCCACUUUGACAUGAUCGUUUUUCUCCCGCCUUAAAAGGUCCAAACACUGGAUGAAAGUCUAGUUUAGACCGGCCUGAAAGAGGAACCACUGAAAAAGCGUAACUGAAAGGCUUCUGCGGUAAAGGGGGGACACGCAGGAUGAGCGGCGGCCGAAUGCCAUCUCGGUCUGAGGUCAUGGAGUGGAGCCCUCAGCAACUGGCCGACUACCUGAGGAAGAUGAAUCUGUCAGACUGUGAUAGAACUGUUUUGAAGAACUCCAUCAACGGAAAGCGAUUUGUGAACUUGAGUGAGAAUGACCUGCUGAAAUUCCCUAAACUUCUAACACCUAUGAUUUUCAAACUGAGUGCUGACAUCAGCAAAAACGAAGAAAAACGAGGCCUGUUUGGUAAAAUAAGCAUGACGCCUAAAUUUCAUGAACCAGUUUGUGAUGUUCAAAGUUCAGGUGACAAUCAUUCUGACGAUGACGCCAACGAUUACGAGAACCCCGAUGACGAGGACAGCAACAACAGCGAUUACGAGAAACCUGACGACGACGUGAUCCGGCAUUACGAACUGCCCCCCUCGGAACGGCCGGGGGAUUUAUUGGCGCACAAGCUGCGCGAUGCAGUCAACCUCAAAGACAGCCAAUACAUCGACACGAGGAAUAAAAGCGAGUCGUCCAGGGAUGCGCCCCCUGCUGUUUGUCCGCGCCCACCUGUACCAUCACUAUCAGCAGUAAAUCCUAGUCGAGAGCGCUCACCACAAUUUUCUAGACGAUGUUCCGAGAAGUUGCUUCCGGGACCGCCGAAAAUCUUCCGCAGCAACAAGCCGGGCCGCAAUUCCUCUCCUAUUCGAGGUCCCAAUUUAGCAGAGAAGCCAAGUGUACCCUCGCAAAGGUCCAAACCUCUGGUCCCACCUCCUUCCUCCUCAACCUCCAUCGGCAGAAGCAACUCCUCUGUCAGGCCUUCAAACAAUGAUACAUCAAAAUUCAACACCUUCCCCUUCAAUAAGACUCUGCCUCCCCGCCCCAAACCUCCAAGGCGCCCUGCAGACAGUUUGCCUCCUAGCGUUGGAUCACAGCCUUUCACUGUCUCCUCUGCUCCUGAUAUUGAAGGCUGGGAUGAUGACGAGUUUGAUGAUGACGACGACUACGAGAAUCAAAGCAUCAGCGAUGAGGACGAGGCGCCGAAUGACGAUGGGAGUUACGAACCGCCUCCCACGGAACCCUCGGAGGACCUGCCUCACAAGCUGUUUCCGGCUCUGCCAUGCGGAGAUGGCGAUUACAUCGACAAUAGGGACAGGGACUGCAGAGGCCCACCACCAGCAGUGAGUCCUCGCCCACCAGUUUCUCCACUUCCAACCCUUGCGCCUCGCUUGCCGAGUGAGUCUCCAUCCGGUCGAGAUCCUCCGCUGCCAGGGAAACGGCCCCCUCAAAUCUUCCGUGGCAACAAACCGGGUCGAAACAUGUCUCCCAUUCGCGGUACCAACACUGAAGAGAGGCCGCCUGCACCCUCUCGAAGGCCUCCGGCGGACGCUCCGGAACCCCCCGCCAGGCCCAGGCAUCUCGGAGGCCCGCCUCCCUCGUCGGUCAGUGUCAGUAGAAGCAACUCUUCCGUCACGCCUUCUCUUCCAAACAGGUUUGAAGGAACGAGAGGGCAAACAAACAGUGACGCACCCAAACACAACACGUUCCCGCUGCGCCACAAAAAUCUGGCGCCACACUCGGCACCUCCCAGUCGCCAUGGAGACAGUUUACCUCCUGGUGCCACUCCUUUUGGGUCGCUGCCUCUUAAUACUCAUCCCGAUAACAGUAGCAACCGCUUUCGUCCUCCACCACAAAACCCUCCAUCCAAACAGGGCAUGGACCCUCGCUGGUAUGUUGGUAAAAUGAGCAGGGGCCAAGCUGAAAGUUACUUGAAACAAGUCAGCAAGGACGGGGCGUACCUAGUGCGGGACAGUUCGCAAAAGCAGUCCAACCAGCCGUACACCCUGAUGGUCCUCUUCAACAACAAAGUUUUCAACAUUCAAAUCCGCCACAAGGAUAAAAAAUUUCAACUCGGGACAGGACUAAAGGCCCAGGAGUCCUUCCCCUCAGUGUGUGACAUCAUCAAAUAUCACUCCCAGUGUCAUCUACUGCUCAUUGAUGCCAAGAACCGCUCCUCGGGCCAACAGAAUCAGUGUCUGCUGUCGGAGCCAGCGGGAAUUUACAUGACCGAAAGCCUGUGAGACCUUCCAAAUACUUUGGACUCAUGCUGGUCCAAAUUGGUUCAAUUGUUGCCUUAUUUUUCCUGGGAAACAAGCCGUCUCUUUGUAAUCAUUAUGAUUUUAUUUUUUGAUGAUAGACGCCCAAAAAUGUAGCGUCCAAUCAUACUUCUACUAUGAAUUUAAUGAGUUUAUCAUUAGGAGACGUCCGAUCCAUUUGAAGUGGGAGGGCUCCCUUUUCAAAUGGAUUGGACGUCUGUUGCCGUCAAUGGCAGUCAAUGAAUUUUAAAAAAAAGACAAUAUUGUAAUUACAAUGUUAGAACAUUUACAACUAUUAUUACACUGGUAAACAAUUUUCAGUUGCAUGAAUAUGUUUUAACUGAUUAUUUACUAUUUCUGAUCGCUGAUAUAAAAUCCACCAUCAGAUUUUUCUGCGUGGUUUCGUUUUCAUACAACUAGGAUUUUGGAUUUUCUUAUUUUAGUGGUCUUUCAUACAGAUUAUUCAUAUACCGUAUUUUCUACAAUAUACGACGCAUCAGAGUGUAAAGGCAAAACUUCAAUGAAUGGCUUAUUUCAAACUUUUCAAGUACUGUAUACAGUGCUGGCCAAAAGUACUGGCACCCCUAUAUAUCUGUCAAAUAAUGCUCAAUUUCUCUCAGAAAAUCGAUGCAAUUACAAAUGCUUUGGUAGUAAUAUCUUCAUUUAUUUUGCUUGCAAUGAAAAAACACAAAAGAGAAUGAAAAAUAAAUUGCAAAAUUUGUUGGUAGUCGUCAGACUUCAUAAUGCCAUGCACAAGGUCAAGCAGUCCAGUCCCAGAGGCAGCAAAGCAACCCCAAAACAUCAGGGAACCGCCGCCAUGUUUGACUGUGGGGACCGUGUUCUUUUCUUUGAAGGCCUCGUUUUUUUUCCCUGUAAACUCCAUGUUGAUGCCUUUUCCCAAAAAGGUCUACUUUUGUCUCGUCUGACCAGAGAACACUCUUCCAAAACGUUUUUGGCUUUCUCAGGUUAGUUUUGGCAAACUCUGGGCUGGCUUUUUUUAUGUCUCUGGAUCAGAAGUGGGGUCUUCCUGGGUAUCCUACCAUAGAGUCCCUUUUCAUUCAGACGCCAACGGAUAGUAGGACACUUGACACUGUUGUACCCUCGGACUGCAAGACAGCUUGAAAUUGUAAUCUUUCGUUGAAAUCUCUCGUCAAUUUGAGAUUGCCCAUGCUUUCUCACAAUUUUGCUUCUCAAGUUCUCAGACAGUUCUUUGGUCUUUCUCCAUGCUCAAUGUGGUGGACACAGGACAGAGGUUGAGUCAACUUUAAUCCGUUUUUACUAGCUGCAAGUGUGAUUUAGUUAUUGCCACCACAGGUAAGUAACAGGUACUGUUAAUUACACAAAUUAGAGAAGCAUAACAUGAUUUUUCAAAGGGUGCCAAUACUUUUGUCCGGCCAAUUUUUGGAGUUUUAUUGUAAAAAAGAUAAUGAUUUUUUUUUUUUUUCCAUUCUCUUUUGUGUUUUUUCAUUGCAAGCAAAAUAACGCCAUUUGUGUGACGGUUUUAAAACUUUCAUCAUUUAAAGAUUCAAGUCAAGAUUUUGCCGAUUUAGGAGUAUUUUAGAUAAAAAGUUACUUAGGUUUGCUCGGCAGGUUAUGGCGUUAUUAGUAACGCAGUUAUACUCUAAUGCCGUUAUUAACAACACUGCUUGGGACCCAUGUUGAUUUCUCUCCCAAGGAAAUCUUGCGUGCUGCCGUCUUGCAGGAAAACAAUGAAAUAGCGACACUGUUGUAAAUCGUCGUAUUUCUAGCAUGUCGUCAUGUGUCAAGACGAAUGACGAGUCCAAUUUUAAGUCGGAUGUUGAAAGGAUCGUAUGUCGAGGUCCCACUAUAUAAGGUGCACUGUUGGCUUUUGAGAAAAUGUAAGGCUUUUAGUUGGGCCUUAAUACAAUACAGUAUUUUCAACCAAUACCAGUUUUUAGUCUUUUGCAUUGUUCUACACAUUUUUCAGAAUGGUUGUCAACAUUAUCAUAGUUGACUGAUUUUCACAUACUGGGGGAUUUUUGCAGCAGUGUAGUAAAGCACAUGUGGCAUUGUCCCUUUAGUUGGUCUCCUGUGUCUGCAGGUUUCUAAAACAUAGCAUAGUAGGUACAGUGGUAUGAAAAAGUAUCUGAAC
Messenger RNA from Corythoichthys intestinalis (scribbled pipefish), 4405 nucleotides. It is a transcript of the gene lcp2a, whose product is annotated as lymphocyte cytosolic protein 2a. The transcript is spliced from 31 exons. The record is from RefSeq and is a predicted model, not a curated record. Gene Ontology annotation, biological process: intracellular signal transduction; cell surface receptor protein tyrosine kinase signaling pathway. Gene Ontology annotation, molecular function: protein binding. NCBI's taxonomy places the organism in Eukaryota, Metazoa, Chordata, Actinopteri, Syngnathiformes, Syngnathidae. Bases 211 to 2277 code for a protein of 688 amino acids.